Molecule: messenger RNA, 3130 nt
Organism: Arachis stenosperma
Lineage: Eukaryota; Viridiplantae; Streptophyta; Magnoliopsida; Fabales; Fabaceae
Product: formin-like protein 2
Exons: 5
Coding region: 1-2601 (866 amino acids)
Biological process (GO): actin cytoskeleton organization; actin nucleation
Molecular function (GO): actin filament binding
Source: RefSeq, a predicted model, not a curated record
AUGUCCCACACUACAUUUACCUUCCUCUUCUGCUUCUUAUCACUCCUCUUCUCUUCUUCCCUCGCCGCUCAUCACCGCCACCUUCUCCACCACCCGCUCUUCCCGGCGCCUUCACUCCCCAUCCCCAUUCCCCCUACACAACCACCAUCUCCCUCUCCUCAACCACAACCACAACCACAACACCAACAACCCAAGCUUCCAUUCUCUUCUAUUUCAUCACCUUCCUCACCGUCUUCUUCUUCCUCACCAAACAACCAUUUCUUCUUUCCUACUUACCGCCCCUCUCCACCUCCUCCAUCACCCUCCGUCGUCGCCACAUUCCCGGCUAACAUCUCCUCCCUCCUCCUCCCACACCCUACCUCCACCCACCACCGUCCCGCACUCGCACUUGCUCUCACCCUCUCUCUUGUUUCCCUCGCCCUCCUCUCCGCCGCUGCCGCAUUCGCACUCCACCGCCGCUCCCGCACCUCGUCAUCCUUCCACGCCGACGAUGACGAAGACGACGACAAGGCCUCCAGGCAAGAUAGCCUCCGCCUGUUCCCACGCAACGCUGCCACCUCCGACGGCACCCACCCCAAGCCCCGCGGCGGCCCCGGCGCCGCCUCAAGCCCGCGCACAGAUUACCUCUACCUCGGCACGGUGGCUAGUUCAGAGCCACCGGAUUCAAGCUCCAGCAGCACCACCGGAACCUUAAUGGUGCCGCCGUACCGGAAACUGAAUGAUUCGCCGGAACUAAAACCACUUGAAGAAGACAAGGACGAAAAGCACAAGGAGAAUCAAGAUGAAGAAGAGGAACAGUUCUUUUCUCCGAGAGGCUCUUCCGGUAACAGACAAGAGAGUCCUCCUUCCCCUGUUGCGGUUCUUGGAGUCGAAGAUUCAAGUUCUCGUUCACCGAAGGCUUUUCCUUUGGAGAAACUCGGAUGCAGAAGCUUAAACUCAAGAACCCCAUCUCAUUCUCGUUCUUGUUCCCCUCUCAGCCCUGAAAGCACCAAAUCACUGCCACCACCUAAUCAGAACCCAGUUUCUGCGUCGCAGUCGCCGUCUUCUUUGUGUUCUUCUUCUUCUUCUCCUAAGCCUAGAGAGGAGUUGAGAUCCAGUUGGGAUGUUCCGGGCACCGAACUGCCUCCUCCUCCUCCGCCACCACCACCGCCGCCUCCGCCGCGGUUCUGGGAGACUCCGGUGAUGAAUAAAUUGGCGCCAAAUGUUGAUAAGAAUGAGAGUGAGGAAACUCCGAAGCCAAAGUUAAAAGCUUUGCAUUGGGAUAAAGUGAAAGCUAGUUCUGAUAGGGCAACGGUGUGGGAUCGCUUGAGACCAAGUUCUUUCCAAUUGAACGAGGACAUGAUUGAGACGCUGUUCAUGGUUAAUAACUCAAAGGAAAAUCCUACAUUGGCUUUUAGAGAUAAUAAUGGCCGCCGUGGUCAAACGGUUCAUUCUUCACCGGUGCCGCCGGAGAAUAGGGUGCUUGACCCCAAGAAGUCUCAGAACAUUGCUAUUUUGCUUAGGGCGCUCAAUGUAACUAUUGAUGAAGUUUGUGAAGCUCUCAGGGAAGGCAACUGUGAUACACUGGGAACAGAACUUCUGGAGAGUUUGUUGAAGAUGGCUCCAACCAAAGAAGAAGAAACUAAGCUGAGGGAGUUCCAAGACGAAUCGCCCUUCAAGCUUGGCCCUGCUGAGAAAUUUCUGAAGAUCAUGCUUGAUAUACCUUUUGCAUUUAAGAGAGUGGAAGCUAUGCUCUACAUUGCUAAUUUUGAUUCUGAAUUAGAAUACCUUAAAAAGUCCUUUGAGACUCUGGAGGUGGCUUGUGAGGAAUUGAGGAACAGCAGAAUGUUUUUGAAGUUACUUGAAGCUGUUCUCAGAACUGGAAACCGAAUGAAUGUUGGCACUGAUCGGGGCGAUGCGCAUGCAUUCAAGCUGGACACACUUCUGAAGCUCGUUGAUAUUAAAGGAACCGAUGGAAAGACCACUCUAUUGCAUUUUGUUGUACAGGAAAUUGUCAGAACCGAGGGAUCUCAUAUUUCCGGUUCUAACAAUCAUCCGGCCUCCGAGAACAACCAGCAAUAUACUCUUCAAGAUGAGGUUGAAUUCCGGAAGCUUGGACUGCAAGUUGUUUCGGGCUUGAGUGGUGAGCUCACCAAUGUGAAAAAAACAGCUACCAUGGACUCAGACAUGCUUAGCAGCGAUGUUGCUAAACUUGCUAAGGGGAUCGAGAAAGUUGUGGAAGUUGUCAAACUGAAUGAAAUGUCACCCUUGAAAGACACUAGCCAAAAGUUUUCUGAGGCAAUGAAAUGUUUCUUGGAGAAAGGAGGAGAAGAAAUUUUAAGAAUCCAGAACCAAGAGAAAAGGGCUCUCUCUUCAGUAAAGGAGAUAACUGAGUAUUUCCAUGGGAAUUCAGCAAAGGAAGAAGCUCAUCCGUUUAGAAUUUUUAUGGUAGUGAGGGAUUUCCUUUCGAUAUUAGAUGGUGUGUGCAAGGAAGUUGGGAAAGCGAAUGAGAGGACUCUAGUUGGUUCUAGACAAUCUGUAAUGCCUGCAAACCCUGUGAUGCCAGCAAUUUUUCCUAUUAUUACUGGUAAGCAGCCAUGUGAUUCAUCUGAAUCUGAUUAACCCAACUGCAACUGUUUGAGUAAGUUCUAUACAUGUUUGGUUUUGGUCAUUGAUGCGCUAGAUUUUUACCAUCCAAACGUUACGACAUUUCUCAACUGAAGACAAGCAUAUCCCUUCUUUGAAUGAUGACAAAGCCCAUGCUAUCAUGGAUGACACUUUUUCUCGUGCCUAGAUUACUCUGUAUAUGUUUACUGCCUAGACCAUAUAAUAAAUUUGAGUACAUUUCUUUUUUACGUUACAGUGUUGUAGUUAUAAAUGAUAAGAUAGAUAGAAAUUUUGGAUUUUCCUUGUUUUUAUCAUCCAUGUAAGUAGAGAAUUAUUAUUUCCGAGUACAAUCAAGUUAUUUCUAAUGUAGCAGUGGUGGGGGCACUAAGGUUAAGAAUCAUCCGAACUUGAAAGCUAUUUUGUGGAAAAAGGUCCUGGUUUUUCCUUUCUGGCAUUUGCCUGAGGGAAUAUCAAUGUGGAUCCCUAAAAUCCACAACUUUGGAGAUAAAUGACAUUACUUGGGCCCUCAUAACCAAGUUUAAUA